Messenger RNA from Funneliformis mosseae, 1731 nucleotides. Lineage: Eukaryota; Fungi; Glomeromycota; Glomeromycetes; Glomerales; Glomeraceae. The record is from the annotation of a GenBank genome assembly.
AUGUUUUCAAUUCAACUAUUAAAGCAUACAAUAAAGAAUUUUAAAAAUGAAGUUGCUGAUGCACCUGAAGAAAUUGAAGAAUCUCUAGAGAUCUCAUCACAGUACAAUGUCAUGCAAAGACUUCCAUCGAGUUGUCUUGAAGAAAUAUUUGAAUCAAUGGAUAAUGAUAUAAAUGCGUUAUUCUCAUGUGCGAUGGUGAAUCGACGUUGGUGUAGAACUUCAAUUCCGAUAUUAUGGAGACGUCCUUUCGAACAUGGAUUUCCAAAAAAAUUUGGACGAAAAUUGAUCAAGAUCUACGUUGAAUUUUUAACGAGGGAAGAGAAGGAAUUGUUAAAAACUCAAGAGAUUCGAAUCUCAUCAAAUGUCGUCAAUGGGGAUUUGUUAUUUGAGUAUCCGAAAUACAUUCAAUACUUUGACAUGAAAAAUUUUAUCUACGCGAUCAAAUUAUGGAUCCCCAGUAAAAAUAAAUUUGAGCAAAACGUUCACUUUGUUGCGAGAAUGUUGGGAAAUUUAUUUUGCAGACAUUCCAAUGGGUUUAAAUCGAUCAAUUAUCAAAGCAAUAACGAUAUCAAGUUCACGGAUGUCACAUCAUAUGAUGGAAUCCAAACCUUAUUAUACAAGCUGAAAGAAUUUAAUUAUAAGGGUUUUAACUUUGCCGAUAAUUAUUAUGCCUUGAAUUGGAUCAAUUUAUUUAACAAUUUGGCCACAUACGCUCACAACAUUCAACAUUUAUCGAUUCAUAUUUAUAAAAAUAAUAAGCAAGAGUUUUCCGGUGUGGAUGAUGCGAUCAUCGAGUUGAUCAGAUCUCAAAGGGGGUUGAAAAGUUUAUCGUUAACUAAUUUUUGGAGCAAUUCCUCCAUCUUUUAUUCCAUCAUACGAUUACAUGCGAACUCUUUAACUUGUUUAAAAUUGGAAGGAUUAUCUGACAUCACUUUAUUGAUCCAAUUAUUAAUUUCUUGUCAUAAGUUGGAUAGUUUGGAAUUAACUCAAAGCUUGAGGGGGGAAUAUCAUGAACAUGAGAUCGUUUCUUCCAAUUUACCCAAUUGUCUGGAUCUUAACAUCAAGAAUUUCCUCUUCAAUUUUAAUUCAAAUGAGAAUCUAUUAAUUUACCUUCUUAAAUCAAUGAAUCGAAAUUUAAAAACGUUCUCUUCAACGUUAUAUUUAACUAAUUCUUCCAUUAUCUUGAUAUUAAAAAAUUAUAAUAUAAAUAUUACUCGUCUCUCCUUAAGAAUUUCCGAAUCGUUAUCAGAUUUUUACGAGAAUUUAUUGAAAAAAUUACCCCUAACAUAUUUAUUCUUGGAUAUGCCAAAGUAUCAAAAAUUGUCAUUUAUUCACAUUAGACAAUUGGCCAGAUCAUUUCCUCCCAGUUUACUUGAGUUGGAUUUGAACUUUGCUAUAUCUCCCAAGGAAUUCGAAUUAUUACUCGAUAAAUCUAGCGCAAAUUUAGUUUCCAUAAUACUACGCAAUUCAUUUGAAAAUCGUAGAGAAUAUCUGGAAAUUAUGGUGAAAUAUGCCAUUAAAGAAGUUGGAAAUCUUAGGGAAAUUAGAUUUCAAAAAGAUUACAUGAUUACAAGUCGGAAUCAUAUAAAUUUUAAAAUUAUGUUGGCUGAUGAGUUAAAGGAUGUUGUUGAGAAUUAUCGUGAAGUUGACACUAAGAAUAUUUUAAAAGAUUUAAGAAUUGGUGAAAUCAAACCUUAUAUUCAUAAUUUUAAUUCCUUUAAUCUUACAUAA